This is a messenger RNA of Schistosoma curassoni, 1703 nucleotides long. The record is from the annotation of a GenBank genome assembly. NCBI's taxonomy places the organism in Eukaryota, Metazoa, Platyhelminthes, Trematoda, Strigeidida, Schistosomatidae.
UAUUAAGAUACUUUAUACUCAAUUUAUAUUCUAGUGUGAUUUGUAUUAUAAAAUAGAUUUUCUCAAUAGCCAAUAUUUAAUCACAAAAUACAAUGAAGAUGUAAAAACAUAAUUUAUUCUAUUUCUAUUUAAUAAUCCAUUACAAGAUACAUAUGUGAUAUCAAUGAGUCCAUUGAAUACAAUUUAUCGUAGAUUAUUUAUCAAAAAAUUAUAUUAUAUUUGUUUAUUUAUUUUAUUUAUAAUUAUCCUAUUCAAUAAAACAAUUAAUAAUAAAAUAAAUGAAUUAUCAAUAUUAUAUAAUUAUUCAUUAACUUAUCAAAAUUUAGAUAUGAAUUUGACAAAUAUUUGUGAAUCAUUUUUAAAUAUAGAACCAAAUCAAUUAGUUGCUAGGCAAUAUGAAAAUUAUUCAACAAAACAACAUUUAUUAUAUUCAUGGAAAUCAAUGAAUGAUUGUAAAUUAUUUCGAAAAUCAUUUCAAUAUUUAUUAUGGAUAAAUAAAGAAGAAUUAAAUUAUCCAAUUGCAUUUGCAUUUACAGUUUAUGAAAAUAUUGAUCGUAUAGCACGUUUAUUACGUUUAUUAUAUAGACCAUAUAAUUUAUAUUGUAUACAUGUAGAUCGUAAUACAUCAAAUGAAUUUUAUCAAUCUAUAGUUGAUUUAGCUAAAUGUUUUGGUAAUAAUAUUGAAAUAAUUAAACGUUCACAUAGUGUUUCAGUGAAAUGGGGUUAUUUUUCUGUAUUAGAUUCAUUUCUUAAAUGUACUCAAAUUAUGUUAAAUAAUACAAAAAUUCAAUGGAAAUAUGUUAUGAAUAUUAAUGGAAAAGAAUUACCAUUACGUACUAAUUGGGAAUUAAUUAAAGCAUUGAAAGCUUUGAAUGGAGCUAAUAUCAUUGGAUGUACAACAAAAAAUGGACCAAAGAAAAGAAUUCCACGUAGAAAACCAUCAUUCAAUGUUACAUGGAUAAAAGGAAGCUUUUUAGUUGCAUUACGUAAAGAAUUUGUCAGAGAAGAACAACAUUUAAUGAAAAUACCAGAUGAAAUGUUUUUCAGUACAUUAGCUUAUAAUCCACAACUAUUUGCUCCUGGUGCUUGUAAAGAAUUUUAUCCACCUAAUGAAAAUGAUAAUCAAUCAACUUUCGUAUCACGCUUCGUUAUUUGGAAACCCAAAAGAUGUGCUACCGGGAAGAGAUAUCAUACAAUAUGUAUGUUAGGUGUACAACAUUUAUACAAUUUAACAAAACGUCAAGAGUUUUUCGCCAAUAAAUUUCAUAAUGGUUUUUAUGAUGCAGCGUAUGAUUGUCUUGAAUAUUGGAUAUUGAAGAAAAUGAAGAACGAACGUUUAACGGGUAGAUUAGAUCCAACAUUUAAUCCUCAGUUCUAUGCUGAUCUACAUUGUUCAAAAAACCAUAUAUAAUACCUUCGAGCUAUGUUACUCUGUUAUAUUAUUUGUGCAUUUGUUUGAAAAAUCUGUGAACUUUCAGUUUUUUAUUGCACCAUUCUUUGUUUAAAAUAUCACUUGCGAUUUGAAAUACAGAAAUGACAAUAUAAUCCACAUCAAGUAUCACUUAGCACCCUUACUUGGACAUGUCUUCUAAUUAUUUGAAAUUUCUGUCCUCUGUAUGUUGAAAAUUCACCCAUUUGUGCAUUGUUCCAAGUGCUUUGUACUGAACAGUAUAUUAUUUUUGAAUGUAAUCUAUUCGAUUCUA